Molecule: messenger RNA, 1419 nt
Organism: Pseudo-nitzschia multistriata
Lineage: Eukaryota; Bacillariophyta; Bacillariophyceae; Bacillariales; Bacillariaceae
Source: the annotation of a GenBank genome assembly
GAUCAUGGGAGACCGUCACCUCGGGAUCCGCGAUAGAACUUUGGUACUGAGGGUUCUCGUUCCCGGCUUGGAAACGCGAUUGAGAGAUAAGGUACGUCCUUAUGCAUUUCUAAAUCAACUUUGAUUCGAAGAACUGUUUUGUUCGUGGAACAUGUCCUUCUGAUGUUUUUUUUGUCAAUUGAUGGGUGGUAUUGUUGCUUUCUUCUAAUGCACAACAAAACCUUGGUAAAAGAUGAAAGAAGUAGAGGAAGCCGCCGACACCGAUCCCGAUACGAAAUCAGCAACGGAGAGAAGCAAUACCGGCAGAACGAGUAGUAGCAGUGGUAACCACAACAAAGAAAUACUGCUCGAUUUAGACGGCGUCGCAUGCGAACCGACGAAAGACAGCUCUACGCUAUGGAACUUUCAUUGCGACGGCGCAACCUAUCCGGCACGACUUGUCAAUUUGCCGUGCCCGGUUGAACUCCACAAAACGCACGAUCACGCCAUGUAUUACAAAUGCUGUGACAUUGCGCAGAUGCUGAUUGUGUAUGAAGACUCUAUGGCUCUCGAUGACGCCGAUGCCUAUCCCAAGAAGACUGGGUACCCGUCCUAUUACCAUUCGGGAAUAACCCUGCCAAUGAAACAAGUCGUUGAGCGACGGUUUGGGCAACGAGACCAUCAGCCGGGAAUCAAGUUUCCUCGCAACGAAGUAUCCGACGUCGAAAGGGAGCUUCACGAACUCAUGUGCAAAAUUUCAAAGGAAGGGGGAAAAGGCAGGAAGCUAAAAAUUCCAAGUCUUGCGAAUCAAAACAAAGUCUUGCAAGAAGUAGAAGAAGAAGUAGUCAUAGACUACGAACCAUGGAUGGAAGAUGGUAUUGAAUUCGAAGCAACAGACCAGAUCGCAAGUCUCCAUCCCGAAAUUUGGUUGUCACCUGAAAAGAUAAAAGAAAUAAAACAAAAAGAAGAAGAGAAAGAAGAGGAAGAAAGGAAAAAGAGACAAAAGGAAAGAGAGAAAAAAGAGAAGAAGAAAAAGAAAAAGGAGCAAAAGGUGGCGGCGAAAAAAGCCGCAGCGGAGGUGGCUGCGGCAGCACCGCUGAAGAGAAAAGGCAUUCCGUCCAAAAAGUACAUAAAAGAAGACAAAAAAGAAGACGAUUUUAUCGAGCAAUCCGCAAAACUGGCUUUGAAAGGAGACGAUUUCUCCAAUGAGGAUUUUUUGGGGGAUGGUCUCGAUGAUCUUGGUUUCAACUUCGACGAUGCGGACCUAAUUUGAGCCAACCUCAUUUCUUGCUCGCCGUGCCAUUGCAAAGGGGAUAGGAAUUUGGUAUAGCGGUCUACGGUUGAGUUUUUUGGAAAGGAAAACAUUGAGGGAAUAUUCAUUCAUAUUCUCUUUGUCAAUAUUGCUAUAACACCAUUAGAUAAUACACUAAUUAUACCAGU